This is a messenger RNA of Theileria equi strain WA, 747 nucleotides long. RefSeq lists its product as hypothetical. The record is from RefSeq and is a predicted model, not a curated record. The coding region runs from base 71 to 700 and encodes 209 amino acids. Lineage: Eukaryota; Apicomplexa; Aconoidasida; Piroplasmida; Theileriidae. Gene Ontology annotation, biological process: transcription elongation by RNA polymerase II. The transcript has 2 exons. Gene Ontology annotation, molecular function: RNA polymerase II complex binding. Gene Ontology annotation, cellular component: transcription elongation factor complex.
CAGUUAGUAUUAAAAAUGACGUUUCCAUAAAACCAGGUCCACAGAAUAACAUUUGCUGUAAAAACAAACCAUGGGCAAGAGAAAAACGAAAAAGAUCAAGCCGUCCAACGCAUCUGUUGCCUUGAAAAGAAGAGGUAAAUUGGAUAAGGAGUUUCACUGUCAUUUUUGCCAACAUGACCGCGCCAUAUCGAUAAAAAUCGACACUCACUUUUUCGUUGGUAUUUUAAACUGCCGCGUCUGCGGCGUCAACUUUUCUACAAAGGUCACUUCGCUCGAUGAGCCUAUAGACGUUUAUUCACUAUGGAUGGAUAAGUGUCGCGAGACUGACGCUACGAUUUCAAGUCAGCCUUCCAAGGAUAAAAGCGCCUCUGCGACAUCGCCCGCGUCGCUGGAGUCGAGUGUGCAACGGAGUAAAGUGAGAAGGGUUAUUGAUGUCAAAGAGACACCUGAAGCUGUGGAGCGGGAGAGUGAGAAGCCAAAGCCCGUGCAGGUCCCGAGGGAGGACCCUGACCAUCGGAUCCGCAUUUUGAAUCACAGCCGCAAGACGAUUCGUGACAUUGACGAGUUGGCGGAGAGUCAAGUACUUCCAAUUUCACGACCCAAGGGAUCGCAGCGGAUAAUCGGCGCCGACGAGACGGCAGACGGAGCUGAGGCCUCGCUCGAUGUGCGUGUGCACAAUCUCUUUGAUGAGGACGAUUAGUCAAGUCGAAGAUGGAUUUUUAACCCGCAGUGUGCAAUAGUUUAGUU